Ochotona curzoniae (black-lipped pika) is the source of this 4417-nucleotide messenger RNA. It is a transcript of the gene NADK, whose product is annotated as NAD kinase. The record is from RefSeq and is a predicted model, not a curated record. The transcript has 10 exons. Gene Ontology annotation, molecular function: NAD+ kinase activity. Lineage: Eukaryota; Metazoa; Chordata; Mammalia; Lagomorpha; Ochotonidae. The coding region runs from base 2138 to 3379 and encodes 413 amino acids. Gene Ontology annotation, biological process: NAD+ metabolic process; NADP+ biosynthetic process.
UCCCGCACUGGCCCCACUAGGGACUGGCCUGUCACGCUGGCCCCACUGGGGGCUGGCCUCCCGCACUGGCCCUCUGGGGACUGGCCUCCCGCACUGGCCCCGCUGGGGACUGGCCUCCCGCACUGGCCCCACUGGGGACUGGCCUAUCACACUGGCCCCGCUGGAGGCUGGCCUCCCGCACUGGCCCCCGUGGCCUGGGCUGUGCCCGGGUCGUCCUGUUCUGGUGUGCAGGGUGCGGCCAGUUUGCCUCUCCUGUAAUUAGUCCAAGAUAGGGAAAUACCGAUUAGCUUUCUGCAUCUGAUUUUCCUUGUUGGAAGGAUACCCUACCCUUCCAUGGGUCUGGCCUCAUGAGCCUGGGGUCUUGGCCUUGACCACAGUGCCUGCCUGCCUGUGCCGUUCUAGCUGGGGUCUGUGGUCUGCGGUCUCAGGGCAGAUGACUCUGAGCUGUGCUCAUGUAUGAACGUGGCGUUUGUGCUCAGCUGCGGGGGUCCUUGCCCCUACCCGGUGCGAUCCUCCCUGCAGAGCCGCAGCCACGGACAGGUCCUAGGAGGUGGCGGAUGCUCAGGGCCGGUUCUGUGGAAAGAGGAGGCUUAACAGAAGGCAACUGUUGGGGCUAGGAGGCCAGGGUGUGCCCUGGGCCAGAGAGCUCCCCAGGCAGUGCACCUGGGCUGUCUGCUGGGGGCUGCCCUGUGGACCGUGCCUGGUACUGGCCCAGGACCAGCCAGGGCUCCUGGUGCUGGAGGUUCUGUGGCCUGGCUGGUCCCUCCCCCGACAGCUCGGGCCGAGGCUGUGACCUGACCCGACCAUGCUCUGCUUCUGGCAUUGACCCCAGAUCGUAACCCCAAACAGUGAGGACUGCGCUGUGGUCAGGCCACCCCACUCUGGCAGACUCCAAGCCUUCAGGCGUUGCUUCGCAGUGCCAUCUGUUCAGCCAUGCUCGUCCCCAAGGCUGAGGCUCUCCGAGCAGGACUGUGAAGCCAGCAGCCAUGCCCACUCCUCCCAGGACUGCCAGCCCUCUGUUUGCUCCAAGCCAGCAGGUCCCCUCCCUGUACUUCCUGGUCUGGGAAGAGCCACUCCCUGGACGCCACUUCCUGGCCUCCGUGCACCUGUAGUGGCCUCCACGAUGAGCUCGCUGGAGGAGUGGGUGGGCAGCGUCUACUUGGAAGGGUCUGAGGAGGGCCACUGGCUGGCUCUGCCCCACCUCGGGGGCCCGUUCCAGGACUGUGCAGUGCCCCCUAAGGACCCAGCCUGACGUGAGAAGUCCCUUGGAAGCCACCGGGUGCUCAGCAGUCAGAAUGGAGCUGUAGCCUGCUGGCAGGCUCAGCGCCUUUUCAAGUGACCCAGCAGAAGCCAAGAGACUGGUCUGUGAUCAGGCCUGAGCUGACGCCGCGGGCGGGGCCCAGCCUGGGUCAGCCGCGUGUGGGUGAGUGUCACCUCUGCCCUGGGCGGAGGGCCGUGAGCCGCCCACAUGUGCCCCGGGCUCUGCCAAGUGCUGAUCGGUCACGGGCUCCCGGAGUGCACGCCCUCUCACCUGCCAGUGGCCGAGAACCCUCCCACGGCCCGGCCGGUUCCACAGGCCCGCGAGAGGCUGCGCAGUCAUGGUGCUGGAGCCGAGGCCAGCGGGACGACGGCCGGGAGCAGGGGUAAAGUCUGGCCUCUUGGCCGUGCGUGUGGGCCCUGAUGACGUUCCUAGGUUUGUUCUUGCCUGUUGGAGAGGCAGAGGAGUGGAGAAAGCUUGUGUCUGCUGGGUGAUUACCCAGGUGCUUGCGGUGGCUGGGCCUCGCCAGAGCUGGGAGCCACAGGCCUCCCCAUGUGGAUGGCAGGUACCCAGUUGCUUGGGCCACCUGCUGCCCUGCGGGUCUGUGAGCAGGAGCUGGAGCAUGGUGUGGGCUGUGGGCAUUGCACGUGCUGGCCUUCCAUGCGUGACUAUGCAGAUGGUCAGAAAACUCUGGUUUUAUAGUUUCAGGAAACUCAUAGCUUGGUUGUUUCUGUAAAACUUUGAUAAAUCACUCUACAACAUUUUGCCUUUGGUUCUGAUGGUGCAGAGAAUAGGUUGAUGAGUGUGCAAUGCCCAGCCGGGAGGGUGUUGGUGAGGCAGGGCUGUGUGUGCAGCUGGCGCUAGCAAAGUGUGACCAGGAUGCUGUGGACCCGUCGGCCGUCUCCUGGAAGGGGGCGGUGCCUUGCAAGCCAUGUGCCUGACGGGGCCGAGCAGGAGGCCCGUGGAGGUGUCAUGGGUGGCCCCACGCCCCCUGGCGACGCCUGGAGAGGGCACAUCCAGGACCCUGCGCGCCAGCGGCUGACGUGGAGCAAGCCCCCCAGGAGUGUCCUGGUCAUCAAGAAGAUCCGGGAUGCCAGCCUGCUGCAGCCCUUCAAGGAGCUCUGUGCACACCUGGUGCAGGAGAACAACAUGGUCGUGUACGUGGAGAAGAAAGCCCUGGAGGACCCAGCCAUCGCGGGUGACGAGAGCUUCGGGCCUGUCAAGAGGAAGUUCUGCACCUUCCAGGAGGACUAUGACGACAUUUCCAACCAGAUAGACUUCAUCAUCUGCCUGGGGGGGGACGGGACCUUGCUGUACGCAUCCUCACUUUUCCAGGGCAGUGUGCCUCCGGUCAUGGCCUUCCACCUGGGCUCCCUGGGCUUCCUGACCCCAUUCAACUUUGAGAACUUUCAGUCCCAAGUUGCUCAAGUGAUAGAGGGGAAUGCUGCGGUGGUUCUGCGCAGUCGGCUGAAGGUCAGAGUGGUGAAAGAGCUACGAGGGAAGAAGGUGGCUGUCCACAACGGGCUGAGCGAGAACGGGGUGCCUGCCCCAAGCCUGGACACGGAGACAGGAAAGCAAACCAUGCAGUACCAGGUCCUGAAUGAGGUCGUCAUUGACCGAGGCCCCUCAUCCUAUCUGUCCAAUGUGGACGUCUACCUGGACGGGCACCUCAUCACCACCGUGCAGGGGGACGGAGUGAUCGUGUCUACCCCGACGGGCAGCACAGCGUAUGCAGCCGCCGCAGGGGCCUCCAUGGUCCACCCCAACGUGCCAGCCAUCAUGGUGACCCCCAUCUGCCCUCACUCGCUGUCCUUCCGGCCCAUCGUGGUCCCUGCGGGGGUCGAGCUGCAGAUCACGCUGUCGCCAGAGGCAAGGAAUACCGCGUGGGUGUCUUUUGAUGGACGCAAGAGACAGGAGAUCCGCCACGGAGACAGCAUCAGCAUCACUACCUCUUGUUACCCACUCCCGUCCAUCUGUGUCCGCGAUGCCGUGAGCGACUGGUUUGAGAGCCUGGCCCAGUGUCUGCACUGGAAUGUGCGCAAGAAGCAGGCCCAUUUCCCGGAGGAGGAAGAAGGCGAGGAGGAGGAGGGCGAGGAGGAGGAGGACGAGGAGGAAGGCUAGGCCUUGUCACGUCCAGGCAAGGGCCCUGGGCCUGCUGCAGUCUUGGUUUUCUUCUGCUGCCCUUGCACACGGGGGUCCCAGGCAGGCAGGUGCACCUGCGGCCUCCACUGUGGCGUCACCACUGCCUGAGCUGCCUUUUACUGACCAGACAAGCUACUUUUUAACAUUUUAAAUCUGUCUUCUUGGUAUUUCUGAACACGCAAUGUGAGCGAUGGGCUGGUGCCCUCCAAGCCACGCGCCCUGAGCAGCCUCCAGCGCCUCCCAGGCAGAGUUCUGGCAACUGCCGGAGGCAGAGGCACAGUCCUAGGGUGGCAGAAGUGAGUCUCGGGCUGUGGGGGAUCCUGGCUGGGUUGCCGUGGAACCUGGUCGGGCCCCCUCUCUGCCAACAGACCCCACAUUCCACACGUGUUUCUGUAUAUGCUUUCGCACACUGCUGGGAGGGAGCUGGUCUGAUGUCCGUGUUUACAUGCGUGUGCGGUCCGGUGUGGCUGCUGGCGGCUGCCGCCCAGGGAAGGGCUCAGUGCUCGCGAGCAGAGGCCCGUAUGCCUGGGAGCCGUGUGGCGCUGUGGCUGAGCUGUCUGUGGCUGUGUCCACGGACCUCCCGCCACAGUGUCUGGCUGCGCUCUGAGUCCUGGGCCCUGGUUAGGUUUUCUUACCAGGUUGGUCAGGACUGGCCAGGCCAGGCACUGCAGGUUCCUAUGGACAGAAGGAGCUGGGGGACUCCCUGGGACCCUCUCUGGGGUCCCUCUGGGGGUGUCAGCGAAGUACAGGCUAUGUCUCAGUGCCACUGCCCAUGACCCCCUCACAGUUCUGGGUAGCCAGGAGACUGAGCACAGGGAGAUGCAGAAAGGGGGUGCAGUUGGCUCAGCCAGCGACAGCGAGUCCUGGUGGCGGGGUCCUGACGGGCCUGGAAAGCUUUGGAUUUUUGAAAUAAAUCCCUAAUGUUCCCAUUGUUAACAUCCUCAGAAUUUGUUAACUGUUGUUAGAAGCCUUCUUACUAUUUUCAGAUCUUUCAAUAAAUGCACUUGUAAAAAACCA